AUGGAAGACGUAGAGAACGAAAAUUCGCCGCAUGGUGUCGGUGAAAAUGUUCAGAAAGAUGUUCAGGAAGAUGUGCAGAAAAACGUCAAAAGCCGCCUCAAUAAUGAUGGGGGAUUGGAUAUGAAGACUUUAUUUGUCAGAGGUAUUCCAACUGAAGUUACUGAUGGAGAAUUGGGCGAAUUUUUUUCUAGUUUUGCUCCGAUCAAGCAUGCUGUGAUUGUCAAGAAUGCAGAAAAAAUAUCAAGAGGAUUCGGGUUUGUUAGUUUUGCGGUCGAAGAUGAUACUAAAGAGGCUUUAAAGCAAGCGAGGAAGACGAGACUCAAUAAUCAACUCCUUAGGGUCGAUGUUGCCAAGAGAAGAGAUCGUACCAGAGAAAAUGCUGAUAAGAUAGCGAAGGCGAAGGCUGAUGAGCUUCCAGAAAACAUUGCUUCUGCCGCUCGUUUUGAUGAAGAAUCUUUAUUGAAAGGCAAACCAAAGUUAAUUAUCAGAAAUAUGCCAUGGAGCUGUCGUGAUCCCCAAAAGCUAAAGAAUAUCUUCAGCAGAUAUGGAACCGUGGUGGAGGCUACUAUCCCCAGAAAACGUGACGGGAAGCUAUGUGGGUUUGCAUUUGUUACCAUGAAGAGAUUGGCAAACUGCCAUAACGCCAUUGAAGAAUCUAAAGAUUUAAAGAUCGAUGGAAGGAAAGUUGCAGUUGAUUUCGCUGUUCAGAAGAAUAAAUGGGAGGACUUUAAGACGUUAUCAAAAGCAGAUGAAGACACAGAAAAGGGCGAUGAGGCGAAAGAAGAAUCUGAAUCCCGCUCAACAUCUGGAAGUGAUGAUGAGGAAAGUGAUCAAUCCGAGGAAGAAGAAGGUGCAGAAAACGAAGACGAAGAUAGCGAGGAGGAAGAAGUUCAUAAAAAGGCAAAUACACCACUAAGGAACACAGUAGAGAACUAUUCCAUUUUUGUUAGAAAUGUUCCAUAUGAUGCCACAGAAUCUUCGUUGGCUGAUCACUUUAGCAAGUUUGGGCCUGUAAAGUAUGCAUUGCCCGUUAUUGAUAGGGAGACUGGUUUGGCAAAAGGUACAGCUUUUGUUGCAUUUAAAAAUGAGGAUGCCUGCAAAAAUUGUCUGCGUAACGCACCAGCUGCGGGUGCCACUUCUUUAUUGAUCGGUGAUGAUGUUUUACCAGAAUACGUGUAUGAGGGUCGUGUUCUAUCAAUAUCGCCCACCUUGAAACGGGAAGAUGCCGGGAAUAUGGCCGAAAGAAAUGCUGCAAAGAGGAAAGAAGCAUUUGGUAAAUCGCCUGGUGAACGUGAUAGACGUAAUAUGUAUCUCCUGAAUGAAGGUAAAGUUACAGAAGGCUCUAAAUUGGCAUCUCUGCUUUCCGUGAAGGACAUGGAGAUUAGAGAUGCGUCUUUUAAACUGAGAGUAGAACAAUUGAAAAAAAAUCCAUCUUUGCAUUUAUCGAUGACCAGAUUGGCCAUAAGAAAUCUUCCAAGAGCUAUGACUGAUAAAGGUUUAAAGGCGUUGGGAAGAAAAGGUGUCGUUGAGUUCGCUACACAAGUUAAAAAUAAUGAGAGGCAUCCAUUGAGUAAGGAAGAACUUGUAAGGUCAACGAAGGAGAAAUAUAAAUUCAUGUCUCCCGAGGAUAUAGAGCGUCAAAAGAAAAAAGAUAGGAAACAUGGUGUUGUCACGCAAGCGAAAGUCAUCAUGGAAGUCAAGGGGUCCUCGGUCGGCAGAAGUAGAGGUUACGGUUUCAUCGAAUAUAAAGAUCAUAAGCAUGCAUUAAUGGGUUUGAGAUGGCUUAAUGUGCAUCAAGUAACUAAAAGCGAAGUGAUGGAGGGACUUGACGAGAAAGAGAAAAGGGCAGCGGAUUCAGAAAGUUUUACUGCGAGACGUUUAUGUGUUGAAUUCGCCAUCGAAAAUGCAAAUGUGGUAAAGAGAAGAAGAGAAAGGGUCAAGCAAGCCAGAGAUACAUCAAAAAGAAAGUAUGAAGACGAACCAUCCACUACGGAAGCGGAGGCCAACAAAAGACCUAAGCUGGAGAAUGCAGGCGAGGACCAAAAGAAGAAGCAGAGUGAUAUGAGUGACGAGACCAAGAGGCUCAUCGGUAUCAAACGUAAAAGAAAGAGUCACAAACGCUAG
Molecule: messenger RNA, 2124 nt
Organism: Zygotorulaspora mrakii
Lineage: Eukaryota; Fungi; Ascomycota; Saccharomycetes; Saccharomycetales; Saccharomycetaceae
Gene: NOP4
Product: mRNA-binding ribosome biosynthesis protein NOP4
Exons: 1
Coding region: 1-2124 (707 amino acids)
Molecular function (GO): RNA binding
Source: RefSeq, a predicted model, not a curated record